UUUUUGUUGUACUGUUCUGUCGCGUAUGUUUUCUCUUGGAAAAUUCAAGGAAGGGGAGACAACGCGUGCAGAAAGUUUUCCACUAGAGUUUUUAUUUCUACCGUAGGGCUAAGUUUGCCGUGUAUUCUGGCAAUACGUUUACCAUUCAAUAGGUCUUCCACGCACUAUUAUUUCUACCCCUCUGUUCUUCAGAUUUCUGCAGAUCUCGCCAUUCUGAUCAAAUCCCCAGACCAGUUGUGUUCAUUAGUCUUGCUUGUUUCAUUUUGUUCCAAUGGAAUCAGCUACGCAGCUUUGCAAUGCUUUUGAGGGAAUUGCAUCUUCAUCUACAUCUGCAUCAAACAAGGUCCGCUACGAAGUAUUCAUUAAUCAUCGGGGCGUUGAUACCAAGCAUACUCUGGCCACUUCUAUUUACAAUGCCCUCAAUGGCAUUGGACUUAAAGUUUUUCUGGAUGAAAAAGAGCUUGAACUGGGCGAUUUCAUAACAGCUGAAAUAGAAGAGGCCAUGCGCACCUCUCUAAUUCAUAUUGCCAUAUUUUCACCUAGAUAUGCGGAAUCUCCCUGGUGUUUGGCAGAACUGUCAUAUAUGCUCAAAACCGGCACCACAAUCAUUCCAGUGUUCUACGAUGUUGAGCCCAGUGAUCUCCGCUACCUGAAGAAAGGACCAUUUGGCGCUGCAUUUGCGGAGUAUGAAAAGAAGAAUAGAUAUACGACAAAACUUGAGGAGUGGAAAGAGGCGCUAUCCAACAUUUCACUCCGUCAUGGCCAAGUUCUGAAGGGGAAAUCUGAUGAUGAAGGAAAGUUGUGUGAUGAAGGAAAGUUGUUGAAGAGCAUUGUAAAUUGUGUGAUGAAACACAUAAAAAUAGAGGUGCAAUUGGAGGUAGCCAAAUAUCCAAUGGGUCUUGAUGAGGCAGUAGGUGCUUUUGAAAGUACAUUUGAUUCUUCUCAAAAAAUACAAAUUGUGGGGAUUGUUGGUAUGGGGGGCUCUGGGAAAACGACACUUGCAAGAGAAAUAUACAAUAGGAAAAGUUCCUUAAUAGAUAAAUCUAGUUUUCUUUUUGAAGUCCGAGAUGCAGAAAAUAAAAAUGAAUUGUGUACAAGGCAGAAGAAACUGAUGCAAGACAUUAGUGGUGUUACAUCUCAAUUUGAUAAUGUAGAAGAAGGGAAGAUAAUCCUUAAAAGGCAUUUGAGAUUUCUUCAGGUUUUUUUAGUUUUGGAUGAUGUGGAUAGUUUACAUCAAUUAGAUGCUCUAUUGCCAGGAAUUGACAGCUUGGGACAAGGUAGUUUAAUUAUUGUUACAAGUUGUGAACUGGGCAUUCUUAAAUCAUGGGGAAUCUCAUCCAUUUACCAAAUAAAAGGAUUAAAUCCUAGACAUGCUAAAGAGCUUUUAUGUUGGCACAGUUUCCUACAAUCUUCUCCUCCAGUUGAAUUUGAAGAUCUUGUUAAGAAAUUUGUACAUCAUUGCAAUGGAUUGCCCUUAUCCCUUAGAGUAUUUGGAGGACUGCUUUAUAAAAAGCCUAAAGAGUAUUGGAAUUCUCAAUUGAAAAAAAUAUCAAGAAUAUUACCCCAUGACAUUAAAGAAACGCUUAAAAUAAGCUUCAAUGCACUAGAUAAGGAGGAACAAGAAAUAUUUUUAGACAUAGCUUGUUUUUUCCGAGGAGAAGAAAAAAAUCUGGCCAUUGAGGUGUGGGAUGGGUCGGGAUGGUGUGGAGUUCAUAGUUGGGAAGUGCUUGAGAAUAAAUGUUUGGUUGAGGGGGACGAGUGCAAUAAAAUCAAAAUGCACGAUCAGCUUAGAGAUCUUGGAAGAGAAAUUGCAAAGGAAUGGUCACCCCACCGUAUUUGGUCAACGGAGCAAAUCAAAGACAUUCAGAAACAGGCCAUGGAAAGAGUGAUAUUGAUUCGGGGGAUUAGUGCGGCAACCUAUGAUUUCUAUCGAGUGUGCUCACCCCAUCAUGGUACACCUUUUGAAGAGUGUAUGGAGAUUGUGAGAGACUGUUUUACAAAGUGUAAGAGCCUUACACCUUCUAUCCUUGUUGUGAAGUCUCAUUAUUUUACAGAAAAAUGUGCAACACUAUUUCCAGCCCUCCUCUGGCUGCGAUGGAGCAAUAUGCCGGAGACAGCUCUUCCGUCGUGGCUAAUGCUGAAGAAUUUAAGAGUUUUAGAGCUGCCACAUUAUGGACACUUUAAAGAAUUGUGGAACGACACAGAUCCUCCUUUGGAAUUAAGAGAGCUGAAUAUUGAAAAUGCCUUAAGUUUCCUCAAAUUUCCGGGGUCAAUAGGAUGUCUUAAACAUUUGAAAAAGAUAUCCGUGGCCGAACCAAUGAGAGAUAUUCUUAUGGACAGUCUUCCAGAAGGGUUUUGUCUACUUGAGUCGUUGGAGCACCUCCAGCUAAGUGGAUUUGAUGAGCUAACGUCAUUGCCUCGCGAGUUUGGUCUUUUGACAAACCUGCGACAUCUAGAUUUGAGCGAUUGCAGGAAAUUGAGGAUGUUGCCUGAUUCUUUUAAGCAGCUCAUAAAUCUGCAGUAUAUCAAUUUGCGUGUUUGCAAGGAGCUCACCUUAACGUCAGAGAACAAUUACAUUUUGGAAAAUAUGACAAAGUUGGAGACUCUAAAUUUUUCAGGAUGUAAGAAAGUUGAGAACCUACCUCGGGAUAUCACAAAGCAGUUGUCGUUGAGAUAUCUGUAUGCGGGAGGCACCGGGUUAAGGGAAUUGCCAAGUAACAUUGGCGAACUGAGCAAAUUGGAAGUGCUGGAAAUAGGGAGUUAUCAAUUAAAAACUUUAUCUGAGUCUAUGGGAAAGAGUGAUAUUGAUUCGGGGGAUUAG
Messenger RNA from Cryptomeria japonica (Japanese cedar), 2821 nucleotides. RefSeq names its product disease resistance protein RUN1-like. Gene Ontology annotation, molecular function: ADP binding. The coding region runs from base 272 to 2821 and encodes 849 amino acids. Lineage: Eukaryota; Viridiplantae; Streptophyta; Pinopsida; Cupressales; Cupressaceae. The record is from RefSeq and is a predicted model, not a curated record. Gene Ontology annotation, biological process: defense response; signal transduction. The transcript has 5 exons.